This is a messenger RNA of Aaosphaeria arxii CBS 175.79, 1019 nucleotides long. RefSeq lists its product as uncharacterized. Lineage: Eukaryota; Fungi; Ascomycota; Dothideomycetes; Pleosporales. The transcript has a single exon. Bases 336 to 797 code for a protein of 153 amino acids. The record is from RefSeq and is a predicted model, not a curated record.
CUUUCAUUCUUACGCAACAAUAAACAUCAACAAUAAAUAAACGGCGGCACACAAAAACAUGGCGGGAUUCACUCAUUUCUUAAAGGUAUGCAUUACUCCGUUCCACGCAUACACGCGCGCACCCCCCACGCCCGCGGAGGAGGGAAGACUCUACUCGACCUUUGGACUCGAUAACUAGUUCCUCCCUCUGAUUCGGUGCUGGCGGUGAUGUCGCUCGCAUUCCAUUCCCAUUCCCAGUGUCCUGGGUCUCGUCUUCUCGGGAUGGGAGAAUCCACUACGCCGCACCCUAUAUCCCUCCAGGACUAUUCCUUAACUGACAACGAUGCAUAUAGACGAUGUUCGUCCCCCUCUUCACAGCCGCGAUACUCUACGUCCUCGUCGCGUGGGUCAUCGUGCCCUUCGUGCGGCGGCACCGCAGCCGCUACAGCCAGUACCUCCCCGUGACGUCCAACGUCGCGGACACGACGGCGUCGUGGCGGACCCGGGUCUCGGACGCCGUGUACAACCUGUUCGUGCCGACGGGGUGGGCGGCGAGGUGGAGGCAGCGGAGGCUGGUGGAUGGGAGUGGUGGGGUCGGGGAGAACCCGGAGGACGAGUUAUUUGACGAUGAGGAGGGGGAGGGGAUGGUCGGGUUCGAUCCGAUUGAUGAGAGGAGGAGGGAGGCGCUGGAGCAGAGGAGGAGUAUGAUGGGCGAGGAGGAUAGGAGGUUGAGUAGGGAGUUGGAACAGGGGUUUAAGGACGAUAGCGACGAUGAGCAUGAGGAUGAGAGGAGGCGGUCGCUGUCGAGGUCGAGAUAACUAUGUGAGGCGACUGCGUUCAUAUCUGAGCCGUAUUAUUGCGGACGGUGAACUGUUGUUUGAAAUAUCUCUGUCAGAUAUGAUUUCUGUGCUUCUUUUCGAUACCCAUCACCGUCGUCACUUCAUCGCAUUUAGGAAGUUCGCAAGCAACGCGGCGCUUUUUCAUCACAGUGGGACUUGCAUAGAAAGGCGUAAUUCUACUUUAUUCAUUAUUGUUCAUAC